CGAGACAACAGAAGGUGUCGUUUUCUAACGUUUUAACCACAAAGUUAGCGACGUUUUCCGGUGAGUUAACUUCAAACCGGCGUUAAACCAACAAGACAAAGUAAAGAAACCCAGCGGUGUGGUUGAUGGUGAUUUUACGCCAAAUCUGGUUGUUACACGAAUAACUAUGGGAACAUGUUUCUACUCGAAUUGUAACGUUAACUGACUUUUAUGUGAUUUUAAAGCGACCCCCCCCCCCCCCCCAAUGAAGAGUUAACCGACUGAAACAUCGUUAACAAAGAUCGAUAAUGGAGAUUUGUAUCGGUUCCUAAUAUUCUGGACAGUGCAUACAGCGUUGUUUUUUUUUUUUCCACCAGAAGACGACAAUGCCGACUCACUCAGUACUGCCGUUUGUGGAGAGCCCUGAUGGCCUUGCUCAAGAUAUUCUUAUUAGUAACAAUGCAAACAUCCCGGGGCCUGGCUCCAGCAUGACGCCUCACGCCACCUACUCUGAAAAGGCUGUGUUGCAAUCCGGAGGAAGUGCACCAGUAUCUUGUAUGUUCUGUGACCUGACCUUUGCCCAUCAGGAUGAGCUGGGACCCCACGUACUUACGCAGCACCCCACCACUUUCUUUGAGCCAACCGUGCUCCGAGUCGAGGCCGAGUUCAGGAUCCCAGGAGAGAGACCCCGGCCCAAACCCAGCGCCCUCCCUGUUGAGAAAGAGGAGGUGCACAGCUGUAUAGUGUGCGGUCAGGUUUCACAAGACGCCAGUGAGCUGGAGACCCACAUGAGGAAGCACAAGGACUAUUUUACUUACUGCUGCAAUGUGUGCGGGCGGAGGUUUAGAGAGCCCUGGUUCCUCAAGAACCACAUGAAAAUGCAUGUGAAACCAGGAGUCAAGAGCAAGGCCCAGCAAGACCUGGACACCCCUGUCACGGUCAACGAUGUCGUCCAGGAGCAAGCGCCAGAAGCCGUAGUCACUGUUUACAAAAUGUGCAUGGUCUGUGGGUUUUUCUUCCCUGACCACGACAGUUUAGUUGAACAUAGUAAAGUGCACAAUCGAGAGGUGGAGCCGGGGAAAGAUAAAGACAAGGAGAGCAUGGAUGACACUACUGAACCCCCUCAAAAACAAGAAUCAUUCCUUCAGAGUCUAGGACUUAGGCCUCAGCCUGCAGGAAAAAGUUUGCCAGAAGAGAGAUCAUCAAAAUGGAUCCCUCAGCUGGAUCCCUUCAACACAUAUCAGGCCUGGCAACUCGCAACAAAAGGCAAGAUAGCAGUGGGCCCUAAUACGACUAAAGAUCUGGGCCAGGAAGCCAGCACAGACAACGAAGAAUGCGGCUCGGAUAAGGAGGAGUUGAAUAAUAUUUGGACGGAGGGACAAGGAGACAAAGCCACAAAAGAGGUUCUUGGAAGAGAGCUCCGGUCUCAGACGCAGACUGCAGCGGAAAACCCCCAACCGCAGAGGAGGUCCCUGAUGCAAAAAGAUAAAGAGAGGCCGACGACGUGCGAGGAAUGUCAGAGAACCUUCAGGACCUACCACCAGUUAGUCCUCCACUCCAGGGUCCACAAGCGCGAGAGAGGAGGGGAAGAGAGUCCGACCUCUUCUUUGGAGGGGAAGCUGUCGAGGGUGAACUCGCUUGAGAACGCAGAGGAAGGCUCCGAGGAGGGAUUUGAGGAGGCGGCUUUGACUGAAAACCUGGGUCCAGGUGAAGAUGGAUUUGACCGUUCAAAAGUCCGAUCGAAAGCAUGCAGCUACUGUGGGAAAUCAUUCAGGUCAAGCUAUUACCUCACAGUUCACCUGAGGACACACACAGGUGAAAAACCGUUCAAGUGUGCUUAUUGUGAUUACGCCGCAGCCCAGAAAACCUCUCUGAAGUAUCACCUGGAUCGCCGCCACAAGGAUAAACCUUAUGUAGAAAUUCCCAGCAGACCCGUUCCUUUAGCGCCCUCUCCAAACGAUGUGAAACACGGACCUGACAGUGAGAAUCCAGCUCCAAAUAGAUCCAAACUCUGGGUUCCUGCAGCCAGACCGGGCUCCAGUGGAAUGCCGAAGGACAGAUUUGACAACAUGGGCUGCAAGCUGAGCAAACCGCUCAUCCAGAUGAAUGCUGAGUACGAGAAAUUAAUUGCAAAGUCCGCUUACUCCCCGAUUGAUGAUGUGGUCGUAAAGUGCCCCGUACCUGUUAACCUGAAGAUGGAGAGGGAGGAAAUAAAAGACGAGAACUCUGAGGCCCCAUUAAAUCUGUCCUUAAAAGUGUCUCUCUCCAUCUCUGCCAGUGCAGAACCAAGAAAUGCAUUAACUCCAAUCGCCUGUUCGUUCUGUGCGUAUAAAACCAUGUACCCUGAAGUUCUGAUAAUGCACAAAAAGCUGACGCACAAAGACAAGGCGGACUGUGUGAAAAAGAACGGAUUUGGAGGGAGUGUGAAACAAAAGCGUUACACAGGUUGCCCCCCUGCACUUGAAGGGAAGGAUGUCACCCCGCUUCCGAUGAUAGAUCGGCCGCACCCUCGUCGGACAAAGUCCCCGCCCCCUCAACCUGCUAAACCGCAAGAAAAGGCGCCGGUUAACCUGCCGCACGCCCCCAAGCGAUCCCCAAUUCAUGCACCCUCACAUGAUGUCACCCAGGAGAGCCAUCGUCUCAGACUUGACUCACAUCCCAGUCAGGACUCGACAAGGUUCACAGAGCUCAUGAGGAAAUCAAGCACGGGUACCAAACAUGUCCUGGACCACCCGGCCCCCCCAGAGAGAGUGGGAAUCGGCGAACGGAGCUACCCAGCGAGGAGCGGCGUCAUUUGGCAGUCGGAUGCCAGACUGUGCCUUUCAAGCCGUUUCGGGAGGCUCCCGCAGAUGGAUUUUGGUGAACCCUCCAGCAAGAAGUUAAAGUACGUGGUGCCUACGGGACGGGAAGCGGAGACGAGCGAGAAGCCGGGAUUUAGAGGAUCAACAUCGGACGCAUCCAGCAGGCUGCUCCUCUCAGGGAGGAGUGUGAAAAGCACGUCGCAGGGGCAGAGCACGCCUUCGCUGUCUGACACUUUGGCUCCUUUGAAAACAUCCUCUGCAGCUAUUGGAGGAGGUCUGGACUCUGAUUGGAGCAUGAUGAACCUCCUGCGCUCGUACACGCCCAAUGACCUGGCGUCUCUCUAUCACAGCACACCUGCCAACCCCAAUCACGGAGGCCUGACCAACCCAAGAGCAGGGGGCAGAACUGUGCUGUACCAACACUUACCCACUCUGCCCAACCUGCAGAGGAGAGACCCCUCAGGCCCCUUCGCUAACCAACGCUAUGGGACCACUGACAAAAGUAACUAGAGUGGGUACCAAGGUAAAAAAAAACAAGAAGGAUGAACUACACUCUGAAAAGUCCCAGACCAGAAUCUUAAAAUCGUCUGUGUGGAUCUUGACGUACAUGUUUCAUAUUUGACAAACAUUAAGUAUUUCUUCUCCUCUCUUUAGAUUUGAACUUUGCUGCUACCUUAUUUGGACAACUUCUUGGAAUAUAAGUUUAAUAUAAACAUUUAGGAGGGAUGGUUUGUGCUGAAAAAAGGGUCCUGGCUCCCUUAAUUUGAUAUAUAUAUAUAUAUUGUUUUUUUUUCCAGUCAAGGAAAACUGUGCUGCAUAAACAUUUCAGGGCAGAGGCCUUUAAGAUAUUUUUUUCUUUUGUUUAAAAAAAAAAAAAAACAGUGCAGGUAAAGUUUCCUAAAAGAUAUAUUUCCACGGGUGUGCACUGUGAUGUUUUCUCCCUUUUCAUUCUGUUAGUUCAUCCAUAUCUGACCCAGACUCUGUACAUGUCUAUGACAGCAAAGCAAACAGCAAAGUUUUGUAUUUGGGGUAGGGUUAGUAUAUCUCUUACGCGUUCAGUACAUAAAAUUCUAUUGAAUAAAAAUGUAUGAAAUAUAAUUUUUGUGAAAAGAAAAAAAAAGCUGCUGCUGCUCAGUUCACUUCCUGUUGAUGUCCAUGCAAGCAGUUUAGAACUUUUCUGUUUUACUUUCCUUUUUUUUUUUUUUUUUUCCAAGACACUGAAGGGUGUGUGUGGGAAUUUCUUUGGAAUAACUUGACGGCUUCGGGCCACAGAAAAAAAAAAAAGAGUCCUGUGUAUGUUGAAGUGGUCUACCUCAUGUGCUCUCGACACUGUUAUUUUCAUUUAAAAAAAAAAAAAAAAAGCUGCUAUAGCUAUCAUGUCAGCUGGGCCUGUGCACCGAGCAGAGCCACAUGUUUUGAGUUGGAGUGUGUCUAGAUGGACGUGUUCGUAAGGCAGCCGCACAAAACACACACACAAACAUCUGGUGACGGAACAACUACUACUGCUGCGGCCGGGCCGAACCGACCUGUGGCAUGUGAUUAACUGUAACACAAUUCUUCUGGUGGAUUUCUUUGAUAUGCUCUAUAUUUACGAGCCCAGUUUUAAACACAGAACAGAUUUUGUUCAGGUUAUUAUUUGUCUUCUUAAAAAUGGCAAACGGUUAUCAUCUGCUUUAGUUGGUGCCUCAGAUCCAUCAGCUGUACGAGGUUCUCUGUUUGUGUGUGAAAUGCUCACGGCUGUGUUCUCUGAACUGCACAGUCAGCAGUUUACUAACGUUGAGCCUUUAAAAGUGUCGUUUCAUCCACUGCUCUCGUUUGACUGUGUCGUUUAGACAGAAUGAAAAGGUAACAGCAGCUAUGUCGAUGGAUGUCUGGAUUGAAUUCUACACUGUGAACAGAGUCUCAGGUGAACUCAUUUAUCAGCUUAGUUAGUCUUCUUUUGUCGUUUUUGAAUUGUUGCCACUUUGAAAGCCUUUGGUUUAAGUUAUUUCUUUUUGUUGUCGUUGUUUGGUUAGUAACCCACAUGUGUACUUAUGUAAAAAUGAAAAAUAUUGUUUGAGAUUUGUAUUACACAUUUCAAUAAUAAAGUGAGAGGCGAACA
Molecule: messenger RNA, 4881 nt
Organism: Labrus mixtus (cuckoo wrasse)
Lineage: Eukaryota; Metazoa; Chordata; Actinopteri; Labriformes; Labridae
Gene: znf217
Product: zinc finger protein 217
Exons: 5
Coding region: 366-3290 (974 amino acids)
Biological process (GO): regulation of DNA-templated transcription
Cellular component (GO): nucleus
Molecular function (GO): DNA-binding transcription factor activity, RNA polymerase II-specific; RNA polymerase II cis-regulatory region sequence-specific DNA binding
Source: RefSeq, a predicted model, not a curated record